Nerophis lumbriciformis (worm pipefish) is the source of this 1962-nucleotide messenger RNA. RefSeq lists its product as uncharacterized. NCBI's taxonomy places the organism in Eukaryota, Metazoa, Chordata, Actinopteri, Syngnathiformes, Syngnathidae. The record is from RefSeq and is a predicted model, not a curated record.
UGCGUCGCGCCAGUAACAACAAUAACAAGGUAAUAAGCAGGCCGGAGAAGUCAAGUGGAAAAAAAAAACCCCGCCAACAAUGGAGGAUAUCCACCAUAUGGUAUUCUUUCUUUUAGCCAUGUGGCUUCAUACUACUAGAAGAAGACAAGCUUUGUUCGAGAGUAGACUGCAGGCCGCGCGGAGAAACACUGAGGAGAAAAUGAGGAGACUUUUGGAAUUGAUGGAGGAAGAAACAUUUACAAGGAAAAGACGGCGGCGGAGAAGGAUUCUGCCGAUGCUGCUAAAGAGCCGGCGUAGACCGAGCAUCUGGGCCGUCCGUCGCUCCAACGAGUGGUGGGACCAGGUGGUGCCGGGCUUCACGCGCACGGACUGGGUGCACCACUUCAGGAUGUCGGAAGAGACUUUCCUCCACAUCUGUGCCGAGCUCCGUCCCGCCAUGCAGAAGCGGGACACCAACUUCCGCGUGUGCGUGCCCGUGAAGAAGAGAGUGGCCAUCGCUCUGUGGAAGCUGGCCACAAACAGCGAGUUCAAGAGCAUCAGCCAUCUUUUUGGCGUCAGCAAGACGACGGUGUGCCGCUGCGUGCGGGAAUUCUGCUCGGCCGCGUGCGCGCUGUUGCUGCCGCAGCAAAUCCGCUUCCCCAACGCGGACGAGCUCCGAGAAAUGGCGGCCGGCGUGGAACAGAGCUGGGGGCUUCCGCAGUGCAUCGGCGCCAUCGACGCCGCCCACAUUCCCAUCAUAGCCCCUACGGAGAGGCACGGCGACUACGUCAACGAGGGAGGCUGGCAUUCCAUCAUCCUCCAAGGCGUCGUGGACGGACGAGGGCGGUUUUGGAGCGCUGGCGUCGGCACGGCGGGGAGUUUGGACGAGGAGGAAGCGCUGAGGAUGUCGUCCUUGUGGCAGGUGGCCGAGCAAGGGACCUUUUCCCCGCCGUGCGCCAGGAACGUCGCCGGCGUGACCGCGGGCUACUACAUCCUGGGAGACGCCGCCUACCCGUCAAAGAGUUGGCUCCUGAAGCCGUUCCCCGACGACGAUGGGCAGCUGACGGCGGCGCAGCAGACGUACAACGAGAAGGUGAAUAAGGCGCAAACGAUGGUCACCGGCGCCUUCUCCCGACUGCGAGGCAGGUGGCGCUGCCUGACCAAGCGCAACGACAGCGACAUCGAAGUGGUGAAGUCCAUGGUGCUGACUUGCUGCGCGCUGCACAACCUGUGCGAGCGCCGCGAGGAGGAGUACCGCCAAGAAUGGGACGCUCACGUGGCCGCGCCCGCUCCCGCGCGAACGCCGGCAAGCGACGACGAGGAAGAAGGCGAGGACGUACGUGUUGCUCUGAUGCGCUUUUUUAGCAACGCCUCACUUUAAAAACAACAAACAUUGUUGGAUUACGUCAGUGGUUCUUAACCAUAGGUCCAAAUCUCUGUUUCUGCAGGGAUACUCGGUUGUAAUACACUUUUCCACCACUUGUGGCAGUAAUGAAACUAUCAAACAAACAGAAGAAGUUUCUUAAGCGCCAAAAUUAUGACUAAAGUGGUGAAGCUGUUUUCAUUCACACUUUAAUUAAGGAAACAUAUUUUCAUUACUAAUAUUAUUAUAGAGUUAGAAUUGAUUUAAUUUAGCAUUGCUUAAUUGUAUGUGAAUGUAUUAGUCAUCAGUUUUUAUUGUUCUUUUUAAAAAAAGUACAUUUAAUUAGUAUUAAUUCUUGACCUAAGCUUUGAUAAUAAUCUUUGUAAUUAACACAUUCUUUAAAAUAAUUUGACAAGGUUUAUCCUGGAACUGUAAGUAGGUUAGAUACAGAGGUGGGUAGAGUAGCCAGAAAUUGUACUCAAGUAAGAGUACUGUUACUUUAGAGAUUUAUUACUCAAGUAAAAGUAAGGAGUAGUCACCCAAAUAUUUACUUGAGUAAAAGUAAAAAGUAUGUUGUGAAAAAACUACUCAAGUACUGAGUAACUGAUGAGUAACAUACA